CAUGACGUAAUUGUAUUGAUCGGCGUUAGGGGAAGCCUAGGUGGAAAAUAGGGUUUGGGUGGGGGAAAAUACAGAAGGUGGCUCAACGAAAGUCGCGCAUUCGCCAAGCCAUUCGCCAUCUUGGACGAGAAAUUUUAGUGGUGUGAUUAUUGUAAAGGAAAAACGAGGAUAUCUUCAUUGGAACGAGGGAGGAGAGUUUAUUUAGUGCCCGAGGGUUCUUCGUUUUGUGCUAUUGUAAUUCGUGCCACCGAGCGUUGAUAGGAAUUUUUUUUAGUUGGAUUCAAAUCCGUUUGUCAAAUAGUAACCCAUUUGGACGGACCAAGGGUCUAAUGGUGGUUUUGGAGGUGAGAAUCUGACAAAGGGUUCGUUCGUUGGGUCUGAGUCGUACUAAAUGGUUGCCUGCAGACAGCAUGUCUACUCUGUCGGGGAUUGUGUCGAAGGGGGAGAAAGGAAAAUCAAAGUUUCAAUCUCUAGAUAUCAAUAGCUUGUACCGGGUCAGCAGGGGAGAAUCUUUGGAGCAGCACCAGCAGAAAAGCACAUUACCACGGAAACAUGGAAUGCAGAGUUUGGGAAAGGUGCCUUCGGCACGGCGUCCACCCGCUAACUUGCCUAGUUUAAAAAGUGAAUACAGCAGCAGUGAUCCAGCUGUCAGUCUAGUACCUAGUGGUGGAAGCGGUUGGGCAACUACUAAGGACUCUUCAUCGAUUACUACUACCUCCACCAACUCUACUUCAGCCCAAUCAUCCGAUAAUUCAACCAACAACUCUUCACCAGCACAAUGUGUGGCUGCAACAACUUCCGCAUCGACACCAUCACAAGAGCCACUGCCAGGCCAACAGCAGAGUGCAUCUCAGUCUCCACAUCCAUCAGAAAUAGGAGGAAAAUCCUCAUGGAGUGCAAUUAUGACGAGACCAGGAGAGUUCGGUACACCCGGCGUUUCAACUGCGGUUGGUUAUGCGGGUCUCGUAGGGGGCGGGAGAACGGGAAGAGGUACCCUAGGACUGAGUUUCCUCGCCCACCAGUCCCCGCAGUUCCAACACGAGUUUCCCAGUCUCAGUGGACAGCCCUCGGUCUCCACUCAGAGCCAGACACAGCAAUCCUCGACAGCAUCAAAUGCAAUAUCUGUAAAUGCCCAGCAUCAGUUGCUACAGCAACAGUCGUAUUCCCACAAUCACGCAGGAGGUGCGUCCGCUGGUCAACAGCAGCAACAGUCUCAACAAAAUCGGGAGCUGAAUGCACAGUACGGUCCUGGUCCGAGCCUACGUCCACAAACGGAGGGAAGCUGGAUCCAAGGUGGAAGUCGUACACCAGGUGCUGGCGGAUCCCCUGGUACUGGGAAUGGAAGUACACAAGUGGGCCAGGUCCCCCAGAUUGGGAGCAUAACGGGGAUAACAGGGAUGCCAGGACAAUCCUCCCAUGCCGACGUGUCAGUUGGCGUUCGUGCCAACUUGGGCCAAUCGCCGGUAACGGUUUCGGUCCAGGGAGGCCAGACUCCCUCAACGACCUCUCAAAAUUCAUCAGCCCAACCUGGCCAAAAUCUCCACCACUACCGUGGCUUAAUUCCCCAAUUCAUGUGCAGAGGAAAUUUUCCACCAGGUGGAUUUCCCUCUCAAUUUCCAUCUAACGUUAGCUCCGGUGGACCACGUCCACGCUUCAAUAAUUCCAAUGAUCGUCCAGGCCCUCCACGUCCUAUUGAUCGUGAUCGUCCCCACUCGCAGCAUGACGAUGAGGUACUCAGUCGUCCAAUUAUCAAGGAGGAGGAUCUUACGAGAAUGGAUGACAUAUCUCAUGAGCCAGGAUGGGCAGCUCACGAUGACAUUGACUAUAAUCAGAAAUUGGCAUUCAGUGAUGACGAGCCUGAAAGUGAAACCCCCGUUAAAAAAGAGGAGAGAAAGGACUCCAGGAAGGAGGACAUCAAGGAGGAGAAACCAGUUACUGACACUGGUGGCUCCAUUCACGACGACAAGGACAUCCUGGCCCGACCCAGAGACAAUCGUGACUCCAAGGAGAAUCGAGAAAUGUCUCAUCGUCCCUGGCAGCAGCAGUCCCAGAGUCGCAACGACUAUCGCACCGGCUCCAAUGGCACCACUAUUGCCCCACGGGACUACAAUUCAACACCUCAAUCUCAGCCACGUACCUCUCAUCCCCUCCGUGGUGUUGAGGAGGAGGAGAUAUGGAAUCAGCGACGCAAAGAACAGGGUGAGAAGGUUGCCUCAGCGGUAGAGCGUGCACGCCAACGUAAGGAAGAGGAGGAGAAACGUUUCCAGGAGCAAACCAAACAGGGAGCGGCCAAGAAACUCCAGGAUCUCGAGAACAAAUUGAAACAGAACAAAGCCAAAAUUGAGGAUGAAUCACCAGCUCCUGAGCCCAAGGGACUCAUUACAGUACCUCCUGUGCCGAUUCCUGUUCCUGAGUGGGAGAGGGAGCGUGAGAAUCGAGAGCGCGAGAAUCGCGAACGCUCGAGAACUUCGUCAGAGGGAAAAGACGAGAAGCCCCUGAAUCGUGAUAGAGAUGAAUUCAGGGGUAAUUUUAUGAGACAGGAGGGAAUAUCUCGGGCUGAUCGAGAGAGAGAGCGUGACAGGGAUCAGCGAGAGCAGAGAGACAACAGGGAUCGUGAUCAACCAGCCUUUUCACGACACUUUCAGAGCAAUUUACCACCUCGUUUCCAGAAACAGCAGGCAGAACGUGGCUCUGGUUACAACAGAGUAUCACCACCCAGUGCUGACAGGACUCUAUCAUCACCGAAUGUCACCAGCGUUCCCUUCUCCCAGCAGUAUGAUCCAGGCAGAUGGUCAUCAGGUAGUAUAAAGCAAUCUCACUCGAUGGCCCAGCGGAGAAAUCGUGUCGAUUCUGAUCAUGGAUUAUCCAGCCCUCUCGAUGAGGAGCCUAGGCCACCGUCACGUGAUUAUGGAUCACAUGGACCUCAUGGACGACCUCGUGAGGGUGAUCGAUUCAGACACAUGCAUCAUCUCUUUGAUUCGAGAAAAUCCGGCUACCACGAUGAUUAUCGUGCCUACAAAAAUGAUCACGAGGAUAGACAUGCCAGAGAAUUUUGGGAUAGGGACAGGGAGAGGACGUACGAGGAGAAAAGGGAUAUACGUCCCAGGGAGUCCAGAGAGCCUAGAGAGCCCAGAGAGCCCAGAGAGCCAAGGGACUCGAGAGACUCGAGAGACUCGAGAGACUCGAGAGACUCAAGAGAUUCGAGAGAUUCGAGAGAUUCGAGAGACUCUAGAGAUUUUCGAGAGAGGGAGGAAGUAAGAGACGUCAGGGACAAGGAUAUUCGUGGUCGCGAUAAGGAUUACGAUAAACCCAGGGAGUUUGAAUCGAAGGAAUACGAGUGGGUUAAGUCACCAGCGACUGAUGAUGAUCGUGAUCGAUCUGAGUCUACUGACUGGUCGGCAGAGGCUCGCAGAAGUGAUGAGAGAGACCGGAGGGAGGAGAGGAUCGAGAGGAGUGAGCGUCCACAGCGGCCAGACUCGAGGGACUCUCGAGCUUCACGAGAAUCAAGAACUUCUCUAAGGGAUGAUGACUCUCACAAGACCCGGGACUCAACGUCCUGGGCCCAUGAGAUGUCGGAUUAUGAGGAGAAGAGGCAGUGGGAGAGGGAGGAUUACAGAGAGCGCGAGAGGGAUAGGCGUGCACCACCAGGGCCGAUUACUCGGGAGAAGCUGCAGGCUGAGGAGCUCAAGGCGGAGAAACGAGGGCUCACGCAAAUGAAGAGGCUCGAACACGAGAAAAAGGAGAGCCCCAAGGAAGAGAUGAAGAAGGAUAAGGAGCCUGAUAUGUGGAAUAGAAAGCUUGAGAGAACUCCAGAAGCCGCUAGGGGUGAACGCAGUGAGGGGCCGAAUUGUGCCUGGGCCGAUGCUGUCUCACCGACCUUUGAGAAGGACGAGGAAAAGGUUGAGACUGUCGGCAAGGAGGAUAAGGAGCCUGAGAUGGAGAUCAAGGAGGCAAUGGAUAAGAUGAGUAUCGAUAAACAGGAUGAGCCUCAUAAAGAGGAAUUGAAAGAUGAUAAACGAGACAAGAAUGUUCGAAAUAGAACGAACAGCAGUGGCUCCAGUACCAGAGGACGAGAGACAAGGGGAGGUCGCACUUGGGGCGGAUACAACAUGUACUCGUGCUGGAGAGGGCCAGAAUUUCGAGGAAGACGUGGUACUGGCUCCAGGUCAAUGGGACGACCUGGAUCAGCCAAGAGUGGCUCCUAUGGGGGACACACAGACUCUGACAUUAGUGGUGAUGAGGUCUCAGGCUCCGUUGAAUUAGGCAAGGAUGACAGGAUGAGGUCUGGGGUAACGAGUAAAGCAGUAGAUGCGCAGAAAUCCGAGAAGGACGAGCGCAACAGAGAGGUUACGAGGAGGGAGGAUAAACGAGGGGAUUAUGCCAGUCAAGGGCGUGGUGAUAAGAGCUCUAAUUAUGAAGCACGUCCUAGGGAGGGUUUUGCACCCUCGGGGGAACCCUCACGACGUGGUAGGGGUGGUGCUAGGGUGAGAGGCUCGACACUGGGGGCCAGAAUGGAGGGCUAUGGUCCACCGCCCAGCAAAAGUCCUUUUUCUUCCGAUAGAAACACUGAGGACAAACAGCCGCCACAAACACCUCAAAACCCUUCCACCGGGGAUGACAACAGCAAUCACAACUCAUCUGAAUCUGCUGAUGAUAAAAUUAUCGCUAAACAGCAGGCACUCACUGCCGGAAUUACUGGUAUGCCUGGCAGGCGAAAUAAAUCGCCAAAUUUGCUGAAUAAUCAGAAUGCUGGCAAGGGCCAGAAAAAAGAAGACAAAAGGACGAGAAGUGGUAGCCGAAGGCGAAGAGAGAACAGGGAGAGAAUUCAUCAGAGUUCGAGCGCUGUUAAGCAAAAUUCAUCGGAUGUUGGCAAUGAGGAGUGGGAAACUACUUCGGAAAAUAGCGAGGAGCACGGUGAUGAUCAUAAAGACAGGGCCCAUAAGAGUUUUUCUGGGAGGCAGGGACCCUCAGGGCCACCGAGAAGAAAUGAUCAGGUGAAUAAUAGAGACAAGUCAAUGAAUAAACCCUCCAGCAGUGGCUCGAGAGCUCCCAGGCAGAUGGAUAAACGUCUACAGGGUAUCAGUAAUUUUCCCAAUCAGAGAAAUCACUUUCCCAUGAGCAUGCCACCUCAGGGGGCCUCGAUGCAGCCACCAAAUAAUCAAAAUGGUAGACCCAGAAGCCAGGGAUCAGCCAAUAGUCAGCACUCGUCCUCAUCAAAGAGUACCAGUGGCAAGGAAACCACUGUUAACAGAGUCGAUGAGAUUAAGCUGAAUGAUGCCAAUCUAGUGGACCAGGCGUUGAAAGACAUGGGUUGGAAAGCUGGAGGUAAGGAGAAAAAAGCGGACAUUGAUGGUGAGUUAGAUUUGUCAGCCUUCGCGCUAGAUGAUGGAAACAACAGCAUUGAGGAGUUGAAGCUCGACACUGAUGGAUUUCAGGAAGUCAGAUCCAAGAAAAAUCUGAAGGAUCCAUCGAGGCAUGGACCAAAGGAUGAGGCUAAACCGCCCAGGAGGGAUAAGGAAAAGGAUAGAGAGCGCGAUCGUUCAAAGUCCAAAUCCAAUGGACAGCCAACAACUCAGCAAGUCCAAAAUAUUCCACCUCUCCUUGGCCAGCCCAUUCCUCAACCUGCCAACAUGCCACCCAAGGCUUUUGACAGGAAUUCCAAUCGCCAGAAACUGGCACCCAGACUGCAAAAGCAGAAACUCGCUAGACAGCAAGCACAGCAGCAGAGACAGGUCGAGGGUGGCAAUGGAGAGACGAAAAUCAACUCGAUUGGUCACUCAAAGGACUCGACUGGACAGACACCAGCUCCACCGUCUGUCAAUGCCUGGGAUAAACCAUUCACCAGUCAAAUGCGGGCUAAUUCCCCCAAUUCCAACGUUCCAGCUGAUAUUCAAUUAAUGUCAGGCCUCACUGGAUCCAAUGAGCACUCGCACGAGGGUAAUGACCACGUAAACAGCAGUGGAAGCAGCCAGAGAAAUUCACCCAGUGCUGAUAAGGCACAGAAGGGAAUGAAGGAGGUGAGCUCUGAUAAAAAUGUCUCCGACACUUCCUCGCCACCUGUUCAAACUUUGAUUUUUGAGAAUACUAAUUAUUCCAAGGGGGGCAAAAGCGCUUCGGAAAUGGCGAUAAAGUCUAAAUUUUCCAAUCACAUGAAGCACGGUGGAGCUAGGGAUAAGAGAGAGAUGGAGGAUGAGGGACAUCUUCAGCAGCAACAGCAGCAGCAAGCACUGGCUGUUGCAUUUGCCAAUAAAUUGAAUGAACCGCUAAAGGAAAAAAGCCCUCAAGAACCCAUUCAGAUGCCUUUGUCCUUCAACAAGACUGAGGAUAAUGCCGAUAUGAAGCUGGACUUCACUUUUGAUGCUGAUUUGUCUCAACUCACUGAGGAUAAAUCCAAGGGUUCAUUAAUGCCCAGAUCGAUCCACAUCACUGGGGGGCACAGCACAAUAUCACCCUCCACCGCUGAACUCAAUCUCAAAAUUGCAUCGGUGAAAAAAGUUUGGGAAAAUGCACCGAUGCCCACAGUCGUUGAGCACGAGGAUGGAAGUGUUGUAUCCAAUGCCAACAGCUUUCCCCAGAGCUUUGAGACAGCUGAUGUUGAUGAUUCUUACAGUACCCAUCAGCAGUACAACCAGACGAGCAUGAAGAAUGAAAUUACAACGUCCACCAAUGUUUGCAAGCUGGUUCCCCCGCAGGUGAAACCGCAGCAACAAUCAUCUGGGGGAGGUGCUGCACAGGCGAGUUCUGCAGGACCAGGACCCAGUCCCAUUGGACCCGGCCAGAGUCCUAUUGGUCAUCCACCUGCUAGUAUUCAGGCACCGCUGAGUCCACCACCUUUUAAUUCCACUGGACAACCUUCACAUAUGAACUAUCAGGAAUUUCCACAGUAUCCGGGUUCCCAGGCAGCCCAAUACGGCAGUAUGUCAGCUAUUCCAUCACCUCCAGCUGUUCUCUUCAACACAGGAUCAGGCCAAUUGCCAGCCCAAGCUGGCGGCCUCUACGGUGCAUUCCAGUUAGACCAGAGUCGUUCUCCAUUCACUCAGUAUCCACCCUAUGCCCCAUCACUCCAGAGCUCCUUCAAUCAGCAGAAUGUGUACUUACAGCAAGCACCACCACCACCCCAUGCGCAAAAUCCACCAGCUCCUGACAUGUAUCAGAGCAAUCUCUCCCAGUAUCGCAUACCAGCAGCUGCUGCACCACCAUUUGGACAGAAUCAGCAGCUGAGCAACAAUCCCAAUACUGUUUUGAUAAGUUCCUCGUCUAAUUCACUAAUGUCUGCUAGUGUUAAACCGUCCUCACAGCCUAUCGGUGCUAUUGGCACCAAGGCACCACAUUUUCAGGCACAAUCAGCACCACAACCUAAUCAGCUGACUUACAUACCAUACGAUCCAAGUCAAGUACUCGGUGUUAGUGGAAAUUACAUGGGAAAUUCCCAGCUGGUUCAACGUCAAGGACCCAGUGUCCAACCAUCGGCAAACAGCUAUUAUAGCGCCACGUCCGCCGGUAAAACUAAUAUCUCUCUGUAUGUGUUCCCAGGAUCACAGACUGGUUUUUAUCAACCUGGGGGAGCUGGUCAGCAGACUGGGACACCAUACGGCCUCCAAGGAUUUGGACAGCACAGUCAGAGCUUGGCAACACCUGGCAAUGCAACGCCCGUUGGUCUUCAAAACUUUAGCUCACAAUUUCUCUCUGGAUCAGGACUUCAAAUAGCUGCUGCUGCUGCUGCCCAGCAGUUUCGUAAUCCCACUGGAGGUUUGCCAGGGCCAGCUAAUGCAGCAGCUACUUUUCUCAGCAAGCAUCAGCAACAGGAGCAACCCAGACAACUGAAGAGCCCCUCGGGAAAUCAACAGGAUGUUCUCGCUUCUGUCUUCAGUUCGACGCCCCAAAUACCAUCACCAAAAUCGAGAAAUUGUAAACAACAAUCUCAAUCUCAACAGCCGCAACCCAGUCCAACACAGCACCAUAAAUAUCCACCUUACCAAGGGGUCAGUCAGUCUGCUAUGGUAAGCAGCUAUAGUAACUAUUUGAUGCAACAGAAUGUUCGUGGAAUGGGAAUGCCCCCCAGGGGUGGAAUUCAACCGUCUCAGCAGCGCUAUCCACCCCCCAUUCAGAGGCCUGUGGUGCCAUUCCCACCAGGACCGAACCCCAAUAAUCCGAAUCAGCAGCAACAGAAUUGCAUGCCAAAUCAGCAGAAUCAGAUGAAUCGUCACAGACCAAAUAUUCAUCAGCAACAGCAGAGAAAUAUGAAGAUGCAACAGCAAUAUUAUACUGGACAAGCAAAUGUGAAAAUUGAUCAAUCCGAUAAAAAUGACUCUCACAACGAUAAAAUAUCAGAUCCUACUAGUGGAAAUCAGUCUGGAGGUGGUAAAUCCAGCGUAACCCAGCAGGAAAUCGACACUAAAGAAGAGGUGAACCAGCAAGCUGAUUAAAGAUUUGAAGAUAACGAAAAAAAUCACACCCAGAAGUUGUCCACUGGUAACACAACAUACCCGUACAAUGACCAAUUUCUAGUUAAAAAUAAUUUGUGUUGCACGUUGCUUUGUACGUCUGAAAGCGUUCUCUUAUUCUAGAUAAAGUAGUUUCAUGCAGAAACGUUGGAGGCGUGCAACAUUCUGCAACUUUGAGUUAAAAUAUUCGCCCUCGUAGGUGUAGAAUUCACGUAAAAAUGAAUGAAAUAAUUAAAGGAUUGAGUUUAAAGCCAACUGAUACGAUAUAUCGACGUUCUCCAGCUCAAGCGAAGACAUAAAAAUCGAUGAAUAAUAUUAACAACAUCGUGACACGAUUGUAAGGCAUUCGAGUGAACUAAAAAAAAUGCUGAAAUCGUUCACUCGUCCUUUGAGAUAGGGAAUUCGAUGAAAUUAAAAGCAGAAAAAAAAACACUGGACUGACAUUUUGAUACACGAAAAUAAUUUGUGUGCUCAUUCAGAGCGAACAACCACUGAAAACAAUGGUAAAUUAAUUAAUUCACAAUCGCUGUCAAAUAUAAACUGUACACCGCUUUAACGCAGCACUGAGGAGACUCAAAUCAAUUUUUUUCCAUUAAAUAAAAAAAUAGUCUCCUCGUGUACUAGUAAAUCCUCAAUUUGAAUUUAAUGAAAACUGAUUGUUUAUCGAGGACUAAUGAAAUUACGAUAAAACUCAAAGUAAGGAGGACGAUUGUAUAUUUCCCUGCUUUCAAUUGCAGUUGAAGCAUCAAUUAUAAACUUGGAUGAAACAAAUACAAUUGCUAUUCGAAGGGAUAGAUAAAAAUAAUGAUUACUGAUAAUAAUCUUAAUAAUAAUACUAUGAAAUAAUAAAUGCUAGUAUUUACAGAAAGAUACCGUCGUGUUGUUAGUUUCAUUGAGCGGAAGUUUAACAAAAAAAAAAAAGUAAAAAAUAAAUAAAUGGAUGGGGCGACACGAGUGUAGGAGAACGGGGGGGAUGAGGGUUUCAAAGGUAGAUUACCACUCAGGGCCAAGGAGAAGAAUAUUUGAGGUUUAUUAAAGAGAUAACAACCAUAAAUUUUCACUUCAUGCAACUGCCAGUCGUGUUCGCCGACAAUUGAACAUUUUUCACGUCAUCAACACGUAUUGCCCAGGGCGACAGGGGGGAGGGGGGGAUGUGAGUUUAAUUUUUAAAUUUUAGCCUGAGUGUGACAUUGCAUGUGGGGAUAACAGGAGAUGGGGAAACUCAAAAUUUAUUGUAAUACACGAUGUGAUCAGUCUGCUCGCCUAAGAAUUAUUUACGUUACUGUCUCAAUACAUUAAUGCUGGAAUGCUAAAAUUUGGUGAAUAAAUCUUGAUUGAGUAUGUGAAUUUUGAGUUCUUGGGUGGUGAGGAGUGAGGGGUAGAAGGGGUUUGAGGGAAUGAGUGCCUUGGAUGCCCUGACGCACAAAAUCCGAUUAUUCAAGUGGCCAGUCGGUUUUUUUUUCUUUUUCUUCGUGGAACCCCAAUUUUUUUCUCCCCAAAUUGACGAAUUUUAAUUUCACAGUUCUCUGUACACUGUAACAGGGACAAAGAAAAUUCUUUGUGCAAUCCUACUUGGGGUUUAGCCUGUUGGCCGCAUUGGAGAGGUUUUAGUUACGGUUUCUUUUUAUUUUUUAAAGACUGAAUUUCACAUGACUUCUACCACUGGAGGAAUUCCGCCCGAAUUAUUCGAUUGUAAGUUUGAAAUAAUUGCUGCAAAUAAUUAUUCCAUUUUCUUGAUUGAUUGGAGAUUUGAAGUUUUGUUUUUUGGUAGGGUAAUUCCUUGCUCUCUCACCCCGAGAAAAAACUGAGCCUCAAUUUUACUCUUUAGUGGCAUGACGACAGUAACUUAUACUAUAUCUGAUAACUAAAUUGUAAUAAAUAAUUCAAGGGUUUUUUUUUUGUUUCUUCUCCCCUCGAAUCGAUAAAUUUUAAGAAACGACACAUCCCUCUCAUAAAUUCCUCACCUAGAACGAGAAUCUUGUUAAUAAUGAAUUAUUGAGAUGGAGAAAAAAUGGAGAAUCGGUACAUUUUGAUUCUGUGUGCGUGGUAUUUCAUUUGUGUACUGUUUCAGUUUCUUGAGGGUUUUAAUAAAGUGAGGAUGAAGCCAAUUGCAUUGCGAAUUACGAUGAUUAUUUCGGGGACAGAGAAUCGAGGAAAAUUAUGGAAAGGACUUGAAAUUUAUUGAAUUUUUUCAUUCAAUUGAGGCAAAUGAUUUUCUACAACGAAGGGCUUUUAACUUUUUUAAAUUCCUAAUUUUCCUCGAGAGAUUGUGUCCAUACCUUCUUAAGACUGUCAAUCUCUUUGGCUGUUUUAAAUAAAGAAAAUAAUGAAAAGUAAUAAUAAAUUUUGAGAAGUAGUUAAUGUAUGUAUAAUGUACAGAAAAUAAAAUUUGGCACUUGUUAAUUAGUGUCCGACUUAUCAAACUGUAAUUCCUUACUUUUAGCUUUGUAACAUAGCAAAAAUGUUACACUAAUAAUAUUAAAAAGAAAAUAAUGAUAAUCGAAUUCGCAAUGCCACUUUAUGUGAAUCAAUGAAAAUGUGUUCCUGCGAGUGAGAUAUUGAAUUUAUUAUUUUUCCUCAUUGAUCAUGACAGUUAAAAGCAAGUUAAUGUAAAGGAAAUUCAGGAUUGAAAGUCACACUGGAACACCCGCAAAAUGAAACGCCAAUUACGGGUCUUUCUUAUGUUUGUAUUAACAAUCACUCCGAUGAUUUCUGUAUGGACGAAAAAAAAAUAAAAUAAAAUAAAAUAAAAACAAGGAUAUAAAUAUGCAAUGUAGAAAUCAACUAUUCAUAUGGCGUAUUGCAUAUAUUUGAAAAGUACAUGUUUGUGAAGUUGAGAGGAAGAUUGAAGACGAAAAUAACAAUUUGACGAUGAACUCGGACAUAAUGCGGAGGUAAUAAAAUUCAUUGCUAUACAGUC
Molecule: messenger RNA, 11364 nt
Organism: Fopius arisanus
Lineage: Eukaryota; Metazoa; Arthropoda; Insecta; Hymenoptera; Braconidae
Gene: nocte
Product: no circadian temperature entrainment
Exons: 14
Coding region: 411-8426 (2671 amino acids)
Biological process (GO): cell differentiation
Source: RefSeq, a predicted model, not a curated record